GCCUGUACAUAAAGAACUGGAUGCUGGCUGGAAUCCUGAAUCAGUAAUGUGUACAUCAAUACAGAGGGAGGAUGUAGAUUGCACAGAGACGGACUGGAUAUCAUGUUAUGAAUGGUGUAUCUCGGAUCCAGGUGGCCUAUGUACAAGGGUCUGGGUGCAGGUUCGAGAGAAUGGAACAAAUAUAGAACUAUCACAAUGUUCUCAGGUGUUUGAGUACCGGUGUCCCACAAUGUUGGAUCCCCCUGCUAAUGAGACUCUAAACUGUAAGGAUAUAGAUAAUUAUCAGUGUGCAGAUUUAUCCACAGUUUUACAGUGUGCAGAUGGUCUGUGCACCAAUAUAACCCUAAUUUAUAAAUGUGAAUACAAGGAGACAGGACUUCUCUACGACUGCAGCGACGCAAAGAUAGGAGAGAAAUAA
This is a messenger RNA of Eurytemora carolleeae, 418 nucleotides long. RefSeq lists its product as uncharacterized. Bases 47 to 418 code for a protein of 123 amino acids. Lineage: Eukaryota; Metazoa; Arthropoda; Copepoda; Calanoida; Temoridae. The transcript has 6 exons. The record is from RefSeq and is a predicted model, not a curated record.